AUGAAUAGCCAACGGUGGGUAUUCACGUCACCGGGCGGAGAGGAUGAGUACAAGAAACCUUCAGUUACGCAGAAAAAUUACGACGCGGUCAUCGAGGCACUGGCGCGAGAGAAAUCCGCCGAGACCGAGAACGGUAGGUGGCCGCCUAUGCCGACUAUAGUGUUUAUACAAUUUGUUUAGAAAUCUAUGCAUUUUUCUUGUUUAACGCUUGACCAAUUUUUCGGUUAGUAAAAAUCGAUCAAAUCGUUCACAUCGUAUAUCUUAAAAAAUGUUGAUUUUACACCCAGUGCUGGUAUUUUUGUCAACAUAUUUGUCUAGAUUUCCAAUAGGUUUUUUUUGGACAAAAGUUUAUAACAUUGGAAAAAGUCCAUCCGUGUGUUUCUCGGCAAGCUAGAUUGUCAAUCAGAUGAACAAUCUGAGAGAUUUCGAUGUUCCUCAUCAAAUUUGAUUAAUAUGAUUACUAAUUAGAUUGCUUUUCGAUGCAUUGGAUCAUCAAUCAACAGAAUAGUCGGUUUGAUAGACGACGGAAAUGAGUUACCAAAAUUGUAUAUGAUAUGGGUUAUCAACAUUUAGCCAUAACGUUUUUUUUCGUUUUACAUUUUAAUAUGUUCAUUAAAUUGAAUACCAAUAUUAUAAUCGAAUUUAAUAUACCUUAUAUAAAACAUAUAUUAUCAGGUUAACAUCUAUUAUCAAAUAAUUGUUUACAUCACAUGAUAGACCAUUCUGCGUUUUAAUAUAAAUCGGUGUUCCCUAACAUUCAAUCAGAUGAACAAUUGGGUGUUUCAUCUGAUUGAUAAUCGAGGUUAUCGAAGAACACACGGUAUGUCACGUAGAGAUCUGCAAUUUAAUACAGUCAUCUGGAAGUCAGGUUUUUAAAUUAUUUCAAUAAUUCAAUAAUUGGUAUUUGGUUUUUAUUGUUUGUAUGUAUAUUUUCAUUAUUACUAAAGAAAGGAAAAGACGCGAGUUCGAAAAUUUGAUGUGGCAACGAAUGACUGACAGUGUCAAAGUUUCGGAGUCGAACAAAAGCCAACAACAGCAAAAUUUCGACAAACUGAAAAAGCUCAACUGCAGCAGUAGCACGUAUAGAGAGUCGUUUGUCAUAAAUGGAUUUGAAGUGAAGGAAUUGGGCUCCGAAAUCAAUGAAAAAGUUGGUUACUAA
Molecule: messenger RNA, 1159 nt
Organism: Cinara cedri
Lineage: Eukaryota; Metazoa; Arthropoda; Insecta; Hemiptera; Aphididae
Source: the annotation of a GenBank genome assembly